This is a messenger RNA of Eucalyptus grandis, 630 nucleotides long. Its product is annotated as transcription factor bHLH153. Gene Ontology annotation, cellular component: nucleus. The annotation marks the transcript as partial. Lineage: Eukaryota; Viridiplantae; Streptophyta; Magnoliopsida; Myrtales; Myrtaceae. The transcript has 5 exons. The record is from RefSeq and is a predicted model, not a curated record. Gene Ontology annotation, biological process: regulation of transcription by RNA polymerase II. Gene Ontology annotation, molecular function: DNA-binding transcription factor activity, RNA polymerase II-specific; RNA polymerase II cis-regulatory region sequence-specific DNA binding; protein dimerization activity.
UGGAACAAAAAAGGAGUCCUUGCAGUGUUGACCACGGUACUUACACCUCCCUUCAUACCCAAGCGUCAGAAGAGUGAUUUAUCCAUCUCAAACAAGGAAAGGAAAGAGAAGCUUGGAGAAAAGAUUGUUCAACUGCAACAGCUUGUUUCACCGUAUGGGAAGACAGAUACAGCUUCAGUACUGUUGGAGGCUUCUGAGUACAUACAAUUCCUCCAUGAGCAAGUUAAGGUAUUGAGCGCUCCAUACCUUCAAACUAUGCCAGCAACUACAAUGCAGGAAGCGGAGCAGUACAGUCUGCGAAGCAGAGGUCUGUGCCUUGUCCCACUCUCAUGCACUGCUGGAUUUGCUAGCACCAACGGUGCGGACAUAUGGGCUCCGAUCAAAACUACUUCCCCUAGACUCGAAAGCCAAUCUCGCUUUUCGAGUGAAGGCUCAUCCUUCGUCUAAUGUAAACAUGAUCACGCAAAAGGCGUGGACAUGGUGAUCGCCUGGUUUCUCAGUAGCAUCACUCGUUCUGCUAUUUAUAUUGUAUAUUUGAAAAGCUUGAGCAGCAUAUCUUGACUAGAAAUGAUGAAAGUAAUGGUUAUGAAAAGUUUUGAAUAUAUAUAUAUAAACCCACAUCUUUGGCCA